Messenger RNA from Hydra vulgaris (swiftwater hydra), 1985 nucleotides. RefSeq names its product TBC1 domain family member 15. NCBI's taxonomy places the organism in Eukaryota, Metazoa, Cnidaria, Hydrozoa, Anthoathecata, Hydridae. Gene Ontology annotation, molecular function: GTPase activator activity. Gene Ontology annotation, biological process: activation of GTPase activity. The record is from RefSeq and is a predicted model, not a curated record.
AGUUUUUUUACUCCAAAAUACGGUUGUUGUACGGUUUUGCGGAAAAUACGCAGUACAAAUACAAAUUCCACAUGGAAAGCGUAGAGAAUGUAAACAGAAUAAAUGGCAGAUAAAAUCGAUUUACAAUCUUCUGAGAAGAUAGUUUAUGUGCAAGAAGAUGUAUUUGUACACACUACACAAGGCACUUCCACAUUUUAUGAUAAUAUUGUUAGAGGGAAAUUGACAAUUGUUGUAAAGCAAGAGUUUACUUAUGUUAUUUGGAAGCCAAUCUCAGAUUUAUCUGUUAUGAUUGAUUAUAAUGAUCCUGUUGAAUAUGGCGUUAUUACAACCAAAGAAACAGAAUUGGGUGUAAAACCACAAGUUAGUUUGAAUCAAAUACAGUUUGAUGUCAAAGAUAUUCAUUCAAUGCGAAGGUCUGAUCCUAGAUUAGCAUGGUCAUAUGUUGUUUUUAUUCUUAAAGAUAAAACUACACACCCAGCACUCCAUUUUCACAAUGGUGGUAUAAAUGAAAUGAUUUCAUGUUUGCAGAGAUUUAUAUGGCUUAUGAGAUCAUCUGUGAAUCAUAAACUUUAUAUUGUUCAACAAAGAGAAGCUAUUAUGCAGAGUAAUAUCAAUCAAUUAGAACUUUUUUCAGAUAAUCCAAGUGAUCUUGUGUCUAAGUUUAUUAAUAACACAUAUUAUGGAACACUCAGUGGGUUUUCCAAAGUCACUCAGUAUGUUCUUGGAACAAUUGGUCAUAAUGAUUUAUUUGAGAGAAGACCACAAAAUAAUGAUGAACAAAAUUUGGAAAAUGGAGAGGAGUAUGAAUUUUUGCAAACUGAUGAGCCGGAUUUGCUAGGUCCUAUAAUACCAGCAGCACGAGAAAUGUGUUUAGACCUAGAAAGCUGGUGUGCUUAUAUGGAAGAUGAUGGAAAAAUUAGUAAUGUUAGCAAACUGAAGGAAAAGAUAUUUCACGGUGGCAUUCAUCAAGAUAUUAAACGUGAAGUAUGGAAGUUUUUGUUGGGAUUUUAUCCUUUUGAUUCAACUUAUGUUGAGCGCAAUGAAAUUACUGCUGAGAAAACUAAACUUUAUAAUACAAUGAUGAUGCAAUGGAAAACGAUUACGCCUGCACAAGAAAAACGUUUUUCUGAAUUUAGUCAAAAAAAAAAUUUAGUUGAGAAAGAUGCAGUAAGAACAGACAGAAAAUUAAAGUUUUUUGCUGGAGAAGAAAAUGUUAAAAAACUGUUCAAUAUUCUCAUGACAUACUGUAUGUACAAUUUUGACUUGGGCUAUGUACAAGGAAUGAGUGAUUUACUUUCUCCUAUCCUUCAACUCAUGGAAGAUGAGGUUGAUUCAUUUUGGUGCUUUGUUGGUUUGAUGGAAAUUGAACAAGCUAAUUUUGAAAUGACACAAGUUUUAAUGAAAACCCAGCUUGAAAAACUUGCAAGUUUAAUAGAGUAUUUGUACCCAAACUUUUUUAGUUAUUUAAAAUGCCAUGAUUCAGAUAACUUGUACUUUUGUUUUCGCUGGAUUCUUAUCACCUUUAAGAGAGAUUUCAACAACAAUGAUCUAAUGGUUUUGUGGGAGGCAUUGUGGUGUCAGUCAAUUACUCCUCACUUUAAGUUGUUUAUUUGUUUGGCAAUUCUUGAGCGAGAAAAAGAUAUAAUGAUGAAAAAUAAUUACAAUUUCAACGAAAUAUUAAGGCAUAUUAACGAUUUGGCUUAUAAAAUCGAUUUGGAGUAUAUACUUUCAAGAGCUGAGUCUAUAUGUUUACAAAUGCAGAAAACAGAAGAUCUACCUGAAAAUCUGCGACAACUUUGUUCUUUUACAGAAAAAGACACUUUGAGCAAAAAUUUAAUUGAAAAUAACGAUCAGGAUUUUUCCUCCUCAGUUUUUGGUACUGAAAAAAUAAAAGAUGGAGCUAAAAAUGAAGAAGUUGUUAAGUUACUUAACGUCACAAAUGUUGUAUUUUAAAUCUUUUUUAAAAUUUUAUUUUGUCAUCUUGA